UGGCCCGGCCGCCAGUCAUCGAGCGGCGGCCAUCUGAGAUGCUUCGACAAAACUUUGAGUCAUAUUUGAAUUCAUGUGACAUGCGCGCUAAUAUUAUACCAGAUUUUGAAUAAAAACAAACAUACGAAUUGGAUUUCAGUGGUUAAACUUAGUGGUGGUGAGGUGCUUCUCUUUUGUCAAUAUUCACAAGUUCUAUAAACCGAUCUCGAUUAAAGCUUGUGGUGUGUUUAUGUUGAGAGCGCGGCGCCCGAUCCGUCGCCGUGUUGGAGGGACGUCGCCCUCCAAGAGUUCAUAAAGAGAUGAAGCGGCGGGCGGUACACGAGGGCGGCGAGGCGAGGUGAGGCGCGGGCAUGGAUCACGCGGUGAAGGCGAUGUCGGCGCGCGGGCCGUUCGCGAGGCUGCUCGCGCGCCGCCGCUUCGAGUCCGCCGAGCUCGAGGAGCUGUACGCGCGCUACGCCUGCAAGCUGCAGCGCACCUCCGUCGGCUCCGCACUGGCGCUCUGGGCCGUGCUGGCGGCUGCCUUGGCGGCCGUUGACGCCACUAGAGGCUGGCGGAGAGCACCCCAGGUGGGCGUUUUAAGCGCGCACGCCGUGCUAUGCGGCGGGCUCGCUUGGUGGUGCGGACGGACCGGCGGGGUGGCACCGGAGCGCAGGCUGCCACGGGCGUGCUGGCUGGCCCUCGCUGGCGGAGGCACCGCCCUAGCCGCCACGCUGCCCGCCUGGAGCCCUGGUGCGGCGGCUGAAGGAGCAGCGCAUGUCGUGUGGGCAGUGUUCGCCGCCUAUGCGCUGCUCCCGGUCGGCGCGCCCGUCGCUGCCGCCUUUGGUCUUCUGCUGCCCACAGUGCAUACCGUCGCCGCUGCGCUCGUUGCUUAUCGCUUCCCUUACCACGUGUGGCAACAGAUCCUGGGCAACGUGGUGGUGUUCGUGUGCGUGAACGUGGUCGGCGCGCUGAUGCACUCGCUGAUGGAGAACGCGCAGCGCCGCGCCUUCCUCGACACGCGCAACUGCAUCGCGGCGCGCCUCGACAUGGAGGACGAGAAUGAGAAACUGGAACGAUUACUGCUAUCCGUUUUGCCGCAACACGUCGCUAUGGAGAUGAAGAACGACAUUAUAUCGCCUGUGGAGGGGCAGUUCCAUAAGAUUUACAUUCAAAAGCACGAGCAAGUCAGUAUCCUCUUCGCCGACAUUGUGGGUUUUACGGUGCUCGCGUCGCAAUGCAGUGCGCAGGAGUUGGUGCGCCUUCUCAACGAGCUUUUUGGCAGAUUUGACCAGCUGGCCAAUGACAAUCACUGCCUUCGUAUAAAAAUCCUGGGCGACUGCUACUAUUGUGUGUCCGGGUUACCUGAGCCGCGCUCCGACCACGCGCGCUGCACUGUCGAGAUGGGGCUGGACAUGAUCGAUGCAAUUGCGUCCGUAGUAGAGGCGACGGACGUUCAACUGAACAUGCGCGUGGGCAUUCACACAGGACGGGUGCUGUGUGGCGUGCUCGGCCUUCGCAAGUGGCAGUACGACGUCUGGUCCAAUGACGUGACGCUUGCUAACAACAUGGAGGCUGGAGGCGAACCAGGCCGCGUACACAUAACGCAAGCGACACUGGAAUGCCUCGGCGGGGCUUACGAGGUGGAGCCGGGCCACGGCGCCAGCAGGAACGCCUACUUGCGGGACCACUCCAUCCAGACAUAUUUCAUCAUCCCACCACCUCGACGGAGAAAAAUGUGCCUAUCAGCGGGAGGAAUCGGGUCAGGAUCGCGUCGCAAGCUGUCCUUCAAAAACGUAUCCAACGUUGUGGUCCAACUGUUACACUCUAUAAAAUUCAACGUAGACGUACCAUUCUCCAACAUGGCCGCUUCGCCACAGGAGCUGAAGGCAAACGCUGCUAGAAAGGUGCUGGACCUGCGGCGCGCGCUGCACGCGGAGCCGGGCUCGGCCGAGGCGCUGCGGCUGGCGGCGCUGCGCGGCGAGCACGUGAGCGGGCCCCCCGCCCCGGCCCCGUCCACCGCCCCGCACCACCACACCUUCGACGCGGUCAUGCAGCACCACGCCCUGCGCACACACGCAACGAUGUUUUCUUCUUGGACAUUAGUUCUACCACAAAUACCCGCUGAAACCAAUAAAGUGACGGAGAAAUCUAAGCGGCUGGUGAAAAAGCGUCACUCCUCUGUGUACCACCAGCCUUCGAACCGCGUGAACAAGUUCCUGGCGCAAGCGAUCGACGCCCGAUCUGUCCAUCGGGAAAAAGCUACGCACGUUCAUCUCCUUACUCUUUGUUUCAAAGACGCUGAUAAGGAAGCACAGUAUAGAGCAUCUACAGACGGAGGAUGGGCGGGAUCUCUCAGCGCCGCGUUAGGAGCACUGGUAGCCGCAGGAGCACUGCAAGCCGCGAUACUGCCGCGCACGACCAUCCUGCUCCUUCUCUUCGUCACAGCAUUCGCCUGGUCCGCCGCCGUACUCGCGCUUACGCUCGCAGCGCGACUGAGGCUCAUUCCCUGCGACGUGUCCAGACCUUUUGCGCUGAGAAAUGCUAUAACAACUUUCACCAUUGUAUUGGGAUAUGCUGUUGGACAAGUUAAUGUUUUUUCCCAAUUUCAGAUAACAUGCCACGAAGUGAACGUAUGCGCUAAUUUGACUGAUAACAUCACAAUGGAUACCAUUCGCUCGACCUCUGGAGACCUAGCUGCUAACCUUUGGAGCAGUACCGACCACUUGGCUUGUCCGAUACCAUUGUACAUAACCCUGGGAUGCUGCGUCAGUAUGCUGGCAGUAGCUGUGUUCUUAAGGCUGCCAAUACUGGUCAAGGGUAUUCUGCUGGCUGUGAUGACGGCUGGAUAUGUGGCUGUUAUACUGAUAUACCAUAAGCACCUCUUCGAUUGCUACGAUCUUAUGACUGAUCCCGGAGCGGUAUCAUCCGCUUAUGUGGCGUCAGCGUGGACGUUGGCGCUCGCAUUGGCGGUGCUGCUGCACGCGCGGCAGACCGAGUGGACGGCUCGCUUGGACUUCCUCUGGCAAGUGCAGGCUCGUGAUGAGAAAAGGGAUAUGGAUGCUUUGCAGGCAUCAAAUCGAAGAAUAUUGUUCAAUUUGCUCCCAGCGCACGUUGCGACACAUUUUCUGGACCAGUUUAGGACGAAUAUGGAACUUUACCAUCAGUCGUAUCAGCGCGUGGGAGUAGUUUUCGCGUCGAUUACCAACUACCACGAGUUCUACAUGGAGCUGGACGGCAACAACCAGGGCAUGGAGUGUCUGCGACUACUCAACGAGAUCAUUGCUGACUUCGACGAAUUGUUAGGAGAGGACCACUUUAGUGCAAUAGAUAAAAUAAAAACGGUCGGGUCUACGUACAUGGCUGCCGUCGGGCUCAUUCCGGACAAGAAGAUGUCCGAUGAUGCGAGCACGAAGAAACAUAUGGCCACCCUGGUCGAGUUCGUGUUCGCCAUGCGGGACAAGCUGAAAGACAUCAAUGACAACUCUUACAAUAACUUCAUGUUGCGAGUUGGCAUUAAUGUCGGUCCAGUGGUGGCUGGCGUGAUAGGGGCCAGGAAACCUCAAUACGACAUCUGGGGUAAUACAGUUAACGUAGCGUCUCGAAUGGACUCAACAGGGUUACCGAAUCACACUCAAGUAACGGAAGAAGUUUUCCAAGUGUUAAAAGAUAUGCCUUAUCAGUUCAUAUGUCGAGGCAAAGUGAAGGUAAAAGGAAAAGGAGAGAUGACUACCUACUUUUUGACCGAUAGAGCACAAUCUAGCAGCACCACUCAAAGCAACGCAAACGGUCAACCGCCAAAUCCUCAGACAGCUUAUGGUGGUGUAGCGACUCCACUGGCGAUGUUGCAAAAUUCGGCGCGAAGAGCAGCAGUGCAACCGUCGAGGCUCCCUCCUCUCAGAGAGACCUCCGUGACGGGUGAAAAUGAGCCGCUCCUGCCAUCUAACGGUCACCAAAGCAACGGCAACAAUCACAAAGGCAGCAAAGGACGCAGAAACAAGGAACCCGAAGAUACCCCGCCACCGCCGCCGCCGCAUGGAAUCAAUGGAAACCCGCGGUGGCCUCCGCCGAGAGCUCUGGUCCCGCCGUGGCCGCGGCCGCAGGAGCCGCGCCCGCCGGCCGUGCACAAACGAAGACCGCCCACCAGGCUGCCGCGCCCGCGCUCUAGUGAGAGCCUCCCUCUAGCGAGAAGUCCAAGAGUGCAUUCCUCUGCGGACGAACUGAGCUCUCUAACCCGCUCCCCAAGUCUCAGCUCGUCAGACGAGAGCUACUCGCGGACUACGGAUGCAUCCCCUUCUCCCCCGAGACCCUCACCUUGGUUACCUCCCCCCAGACCGCAAAGAACUGAAAACAAUUCCGCAUACGACUAUCCUCCCAUUCGUCUCAAUAAACCUACUCCUAAUAUCAUACACGAGAUUUAUGCCAAACAUAAAAUAAAUAAAAAGUCCUCAUUAGAAGAGAAAAUUCUAGACGGUAGUAUAAACUUUCAAAAGGAGGAAGAAAAGCUGCAAAAGAGCAUAAUUAAUAUGCUCGCUUCCGUUAAAAGAGAUGGAUGCAGUCAAACCGAUAAAAAGGAGCUUCCACACCGUCUCAAUCAAAGAACGAGUUCGUUUUCGAGUUCGGGGAGUCGGCCGAACAAUUUAAAGCACUUGAACCACGAUAGCAGGGAAGUGUUCACUAAGCGGAGUCCGUCCGACGUGGCGUGCGUGCCGCCUUUCGAGAGAGAAAUUCAAAGGCUGCUGGAUGACAAAAAUCUUAUUAAAAUUAAUUCUCCUAAAGUAGAAAGAAAGGAUCUGAAAUUAGAACUAAGAGCACCUAACUCAACGGUGGAAGCAGUUAGGAACUGCAACAACAAUAACAGCAGUCCUCUGCACGCGGUGGGGCUGGCGGCCAUCACGCAGCUGGCGCGACAGGAGUUGCCCAGCCCGCGCGCCGCCGCCUCGCCGCUCAAGCCGCCCGGGGACUUCCCCGGUGUGCUGCCCACCGACGUAGUUGUCGAACUACCCUCGCCGACACACUCCGCUGAACAGAAUUCCAGUUUGCCAAGUGUCAGAAAGACGGAAACAGCGAUAGCAAAAGAAAAGCAGGAGAAAGAGUUACAAGAGAGACUGCAUAACCGGGUGACCACUUCUAGCCAUAGAGAAAUGGGUGUUUACGGGGAAAGUCAGUCGGAAUGGAGCUCGUCGUGUUCGGAAGGAGAGGGGGAAGGAGACUGCGGCCAACCAGAGAGCACGGGUUACACUACUGAUGAUCCGGCGCUGGAAAACGUGUCUAUGUUGAACGAGGCGGGCCUCACGGACGCCGAGGCGGCUCUCAGCGAUGUCAACUCCUGCUACUUCGACCGUGACGACGACGUGUCCUCGCGCGCGUCCUCGCGCCUGCUGGACUCUGAGGCGCUGGUGUCGCUCGAGUCCCUCAGCGCCAUCUACGACUCGGAUGAGCCUGCGCACAGGUACUUAGCGAACAUUCGAACGGUCAGCGAAUCCAUCACGAGGAACUUCGGCCAGCCCGCACACGUCACCGACGGCGAGAGCGAUGUUUAGCAGCGCUGGAAGCGACGCCGGGCUUCGAUUGACGAAUCUUUCGUAGUGCGGUUGAACAUGACAGACGUUCCAAAGAAUUAUAAGUCUGAAUGGACGGAAAAGUGUAUUGAGCUCUCUAUUGAUUAAUUAAUUAAUACUCAGUUCUUGUCUAUUGAUGAUAGCGUGGUUCGCGGAAGAUAUCCGCUCGUGAAAGUUCGACAUUUCUUUGAUCAUUGCUAUUGAACUGCUAACGUGCCUGGUUUUAAUCCUGUGUACUUUAUAUAUUAUGUAAAUUGUCAAUAUGUACCUAUAAACGACACUGUAUAAUAUUCAUUUGUACAUUUACGAGUGCCAUGUGAUGGAGUUUCGAAUCAUCUAAGUGUAUGCGGUGAUCUCUACAAUUAUAAGGUGCUCUGAUUUAGAAUUAUGUAUGGAAGUGUCUAGACGGCCUCAGGCCGUUGUUUGAUAAUAAAAAUUAUCCAGCCUCAAGUUUUUUGUAAGGUUAUGAAAUUUGUGCACUAACGCAAACAAACAAGGUUCAAUUUUUAAUACACAUGGUCGUUACCAUGUGUAUUGAAAAUUGAAUUGGAAUAAUAAUAAUAAUUACUAUAUUCAAAUAUCAGAAAGCUAGUAAUUGGAAAGAUUUACUUAUUGCCUUGCACUUAAAACACACCUUUCAGUAUACCUUCUUAUUCAUAUAUUUAUUAUUAUUUCAUAUUUGAAUUUCGUAUAGUUUGCGUUAAGGAAUAAAUAGUUUGUAUAAUAAGUUGUGGCUGGAUAAGAUUUAUUAUCCAACGACCGCUGUGCCUGUGGGUAUCUAGACACUUCAAUAAUAUAUUAGUUAUUUGUCUUGUGAUAAAGAAGUAGGGAUUUUACUAUAUGGUCGACCAAUAUCUUAAACGUCGGUAUUUAUCGCAAGGGCUGGCUCCCUCUACUGUAAUAUCUACUAUAAUCAUCCAAAGGACGUUUUCGUGAGAUUGGCGGUUAGUGUGGCUCGAUGAUAAAUAAAUAACGUAUUAAUUUUGCAUUUCAAUACAUUAUUAUUUAGGCAUAAUAUUGUUGUUACCACAAUUUAUUGCUACUAAUGAUAAGAUACCUACUGUAAUCCUUUUUUGCUAUACUUUCAUUCGGUGGCUAAUUGGCUAUACAUUCAUCUCGGAUUUUAUUUCUCUUUAAUUCUAGUCACUUCUUGCUUUUUGUAACAUGUUUUUUCUAUUUUAUUAUUGGUAGGUAUAAUGCGUUCAAAUUAAGAAUAGGAAAGUCAAUGACCUCUAACUAUCAAUGGUCACUUGAAAAUUGUGGCUUGCAAGGAAAAUACUCUGAAUAUAUUUUUUUUUCCUUAAUUAUUUGACGAAACCUUUGUACUAUAUAAUCCAUUAAAAAUAUAUUGAAUCAAAAUACAUUUCAACAAAUUGUGACUCAUAAUACGCCAGAAAGGCAUUCCUAUUCUUAGUUUGAGUUUGAAGGCAUUAUAAAAAUAUUGGUGCCAUUGCACAGGUAAGUAAAUAUCGGUGCUUCUGGUUUUGUUAUUCACAUUAAUGCAUAGUUUACGAUAAAUUGAGAUAAUUAAGAAGUACAAAUAUUGUUUCUUUUUAAUCAAUUUCUGUCAGUGUAAUUUGGUAGAGAGUUAUUGAGAAUUAUUCAGGCUGAGUCAAUUAAUUUUAUUGAUUUAUUCAACUUAAUCUUUGUUUUUUCAGUUUUCAACUAUUAAAUAAUACUUAGUAGUUCUUAGACCAAAACCGAGAGUACAACCAAUACAUAAAUAAACACCAGUAUCGAAUAUUUGUUGUAGAAUAUUCCCCAUUAUUGUAAUAGUACUUAGAAUCUUUAUUGUUUAUUGUAACAUAGUUGUGUGUCAAUUCGGUAUAUUCUUUGUAUAAGUGUAAGUUAAUACAGAACAACUAACUCAUUUGAAAUGACUAAGAUGAAGAAUGUGAUUAUGUGAUUUCAAUAUUAUGUGACUGCUAUAACUAAUAUUAUUAUGAAUUGCUUAAGAAUUAUUAUUUAUUUGAGUAAGCUCGUUCUUAUACUAUAGAUGCGAUAAAAAUUGCGAAUGACUUGAUUUAGUUUGCUGGUCGUGGAACACAAAAUGAUAUACAUUUGAUAUAAUUAUAUAAGAAUUGAUAAGCUGAUGGCGAACAAGACGGUGUAGGUAAUUGCACGAAGUAACACUUUACAGAAGCAGCAAAAAACAAAAUUAAAGCUUUUUGCUUGAAAAUGAGCUCAAGUUUAUAUUUAAAAAUUGAAGUUAUGAAAUUAUGGUUCAAUUUAAAUACAGUUUUAGGUCGUUUUGCUUGGAAAUGAGUUCAGAUUUGUAUUCUGUGAGCCAAAAACGUCCAAGUUAAAGAAAUAGAAUAAUGAUUUUGAUCAGAAGUGUAAUUAGGUACACUGUUGUGUUCGCCAACGCCUCAAAUUAUUUUGCUGAUGUUUAUUAAGGCUAUUUAUUUCUUAUGUUUUCAAUUGUUAAAAACACUAUUGUAAUUCUCUUUAGAUUUUGUAUGAACUUUAAAGUCAAUUAUCGCAUAUUGUACACGAAAAAAUAUCUAUAGGAUCGGUUACUUCAAUCAUUGGGACGCCAAUAUGUAGGAAAAUGGAAAAUAUUUAUGUAAGUAGAUACAUAUUAAUUUAUCUUAAAAAAAAAUUAUCUUUUUCUUGCCCUUUUCCUAUUGGAAAUUAUAACCUAAUAAUAUUUUUAACGAAUUCAUUUGAAGUAUUUAAUAGUUUAUAGAUGUGUUAGGCUCAAAGAACGAAAACGCUCAUGAGGGAAAUACAGCCUACAACAUGUUGUGGUUCCUCUAAAGUUUAAACCAUCCAUGUUGCGAGUGCUAUGGCACUCAUAAAAAUGCGUUGCGUCAAACAGAAUCACCACAAGUAGCCACAAAAUAAGAUUAUAUUAUUAAAAUAUUUUGUGACAGCAACAUCAUGUCGUAGCUUUUUUGAUAUUCCUACCUCAACGCGUUGUGGCAAUGAAGAAAAGCUAUGACGCGUUCAGAACAUUACGCGUUAGUAUCAACGUAAAUAGGUAGUCUAAGCUUCAUUGUGAGAUUCCCUAAAGAUCUUCGCAUCAAAUCAUCAUCAAUUUCAUAAAUAAUGCAUACGUAAGGAGCAGGAGCAUAUAGAUUUUUAUAAACAUUGUUUGAGUAUUUUAAGCUUCAUUUAAAGCUCCAUUUUCCUUUAGUCCCAAUAAUUGCUGACGCUUAUUAUAACAGCUAGGUAUUCUUCUUUUAACUGUUGGAUAAAAGGGCAGAAUCUUUAAAGUAUUUUGUUUAGCAUGACAAAUUUUGAUGAAUGUUAUUCAACGUGUAUUUUUACACGAAAGAAGGUUUAGUAAAUAUGUACUGUUAAUCUUUGUAAAUAUUGUUAAUCACCUGUUUAGCGCUAUAAUCUAAGUAGUUUAGCGUGCUGUGAAGAUAUAUCUUAUUUUUGGAAGGGAUCUCUUAUUUGCAAUCGGUCUUCUCUGUAAUUCAAUUUUUAAAUAUUUUUCUUGUUAAAACCUCUAGGUGUAGUGCCAAAUAUUUUGCUAUAAUAAUCAUCAUCAUUGUAUUUAUUUAAAUGCUAUUAUAUCUUUAUUUUAUUAACUUUAUUUCAUGUUACUUAUAUUAUUUUAUAUUUUUACAACACAUUAUUAAAUUAAUUAAUAGUACUUAAUUCAGAAUUUCCGGGUCAACCAGUAGUAACUACAUGAAUGAUAUGACGUAGAAAUUAUUAAAAAUUAUCCCAUAAUAAUUGGUCAUUAAAAUUUAAUGUGUAAAAAAAUAAUUUAGCUGAUUUAGUCACAGUGAAGAUGUUUAUAAAGAAUUUUAGGUUUUCGUACAACUUGAAAGUCCGAAAACAUUUAGAACUUACUAAAGCAUUAAAGUUAUUAUGUAUUUGAAAUACUUGUGCCAAUGAAUAAUGAAAUCGAAAUAGCGUCAAAGAGACUAUGGGCUUCUUGCUUAACUUUCAUAUUAGGUAGAGCUAAGAGCAGGAAGGGAAGCGAAUAUGUAUUGUUAGUACCUCGAAUAUAAUUUAGUUAGGCACCUACUGUGCAUUUUGUAUUUAUUUAUUCUUCCACUGUCGAUUUAAUUAAUAAUACUAGGUACUUACAUACUUAACAAACAAUUUUAUUGUUCCUAAAUCAGCUACCAAACAUAAUGUUAGCCAAAUAUCAAUGUAUUCAUAAUAUUUUUUGUAGAUACAUGUUAUAUUAAAUUCAAAUGCUACAUAUUUGAGUGUAUUACGUAAUUUAUUUAUUUUUUAUUUCAAUUCAAUUAAGCAAUAUUAAUUACAUACAAAUAAAGAGGUUCAAAUGACCGGAA
Messenger RNA from Maniola jurtina (meadow brown), 9796 nucleotides. It is a transcript of the gene rut, whose product is annotated as Ca(2+)/calmodulin-responsive adenylate cyclase. Gene Ontology annotation, biological process: intracellular signal transduction; cAMP biosynthetic process; adenylate cyclase-activating G protein-coupled receptor signaling pathway. The record is from RefSeq and is a predicted model, not a curated record. Gene Ontology annotation, molecular function: adenylate cyclase activity. Gene Ontology annotation, cellular component: plasma membrane. NCBI's taxonomy places the organism in Eukaryota, Metazoa, Arthropoda, Insecta, Lepidoptera, Nymphalidae. Bases 351 to 5519 code for a protein of 1722 amino acids. The transcript has 23 exons.